AUGUGCUUGUCCGAUGCUACGGACCCUCUGGUCCCUGUUAGGGCAACAUACGUGAAUCUGUACAAGUGGCCAGAAUCGGAUGCUGAGUUUUUGAGGUCAAGGAGCUCAGGCCGACCGAGUAGAGUGGUGGACAGUUUCUCGUGUAGGCAGAUGUACCUGAGGAGUUACAGGUUCUCAAGGAAAGAAGGUGUGAGGGAAAAGACAGUGAAAUGCUUUGGGAGAGUUAAAGAGAAAAUAGGGGGUGAUGGGAAGAGGAAGAAGAGCCUACGUAUUAGAAGAAGAAGGAGGUGUUUGGUUUGGAGGAAAGUCAAGAUUGUAUUGUUCAGGUUUUUCAACAGAUUGAUUUCCUGUUCUGCUACUGUACAUGUAGAUCAGAGGAAUGCUUUCUUUUGA
Molecule: messenger RNA, 393 nt
Organism: Gossypium raimondii (Peruvian cotton)
Lineage: Eukaryota; Viridiplantae; Streptophyta; Magnoliopsida; Malvales; Malvaceae
Exons: 1
Coding region: 1-393 (130 amino acids)
Source: RefSeq, a predicted model, not a curated record